This is a messenger RNA of Drosophila miranda, 9152 nucleotides long. RefSeq lists its product as uncharacterized. The record is from RefSeq and is a predicted model, not a curated record. NCBI's taxonomy places the organism in Eukaryota, Metazoa, Arthropoda, Insecta, Diptera, Drosophilidae. The transcript is spliced from 9 exons. Bases 525 to 8279 code for a protein of 2584 amino acids.
GCGCUCGGGACGGCACGGCAAACGAUCGACGACAUCGACAGCGACAACGACGUCGCAUGGACUCCGUGCGCGAUUUUCAUUCACUUUUCAUACAACUUCUCGCUCAGUUCUUCAAGUGCACGAACACCUCUACAGCUACCGAUACCGCUACUGAGACCGACACCGAGACCGAGACGAUUACGGAUACGGAUACGGGUACGAGACCCAUCCAAUAACUACGACCCAAUCGGGCACCGGGCCCGGCAGUUUCCCUGCUUAACUGUUGGGCAGUUCGACAGGCCAGUCCAGCGGACGGACGGACGGACGGCAGUUAGUCGAAAAGAAAAGAAACAAAUAAUUAAUAAUCGUAAAAGUUUGCUAUUGGCUGGAAAAUUCAGAAACGUCGCGUUGUCACGUAAUGACCAUUAAAUCGAAUUUCAUAAUUAAAUCUUUGGAAUAUCGGUGAGCGAAAAGUUGUCGCAGUUUUCCACAGCUUUUCCUCAAAAUUUUGGCAACCAAAAAGUAAAUCUCAGCAGCCGCAAAAAAUGGAGCCCACCGACAGUAAACGCUCCAAAAAAGGACGCAAAUCGCGACCUGUACAGGCCCCAAUCGAACAGGAACUGCCACAGGAACAGGCACAGGCACAGGCACAGGAACAACAGCAGCAUCAUCAUCCCUGGGAUGAAGGACGAGCAGCACGGACAACACCCAGUCCGAAUAGGGCCAUUGCCAGCACGGGCACAGCACUGACCCGAUUCCUGACCUGUAUGGCACCAGUGAUUGUGUCGCUACCCGGCUCCGCACCUGGAUCUGGAGCUGAGCAGCCGACCAUUCUGCUGAUCAACGGCAUCGCCGACGAUUCCCAACUGCAGGACAGGCAGAGCAAGGCCGCCGCCCUGAGGUUGGCCCUCGAGAGCAACAACCACCACAGUGAAGCCAACUCCUCGCUGGGCAGCCAUCCCGUGCUGUCAGUGCCCACCACUCCGGGAGGGUCGCAUCUGCUGGACUUUGAGUCCCACCUCAUCGAGAACGUUGUGGGCCAGGGCAGCGGAGUGGGCAUCAGGGAGCUGACGCCCUUUGAGCAGGAGCUGCAGCAGGGCACAUCCAAGGUCGGGACAGACGAUGCCGCGUCUGUGAUCGAGGUGGAACCAGCCGGGGCCAAGACCAAGCAGGCCAUUCAGACUCUAGCGCCGCCGCAUCAAAUCGCCGAGGUAGACGAGACGGCCACCCCGUCGGAGGCAGUGCGUCGGACCGCCGAGCAGCUGGUCGAUGAGAUCGAGCAGGCCCUGCAACAAAUCCCCAAGGUAGACGAGACGGCCCCCCCUUCGGAGCUAGUGCGUCGCACCGCCGAGCAGCUGGUGGAUGAGAUCGAGCGCGAGCUAAUUGAAACCCUGAGCAAAGAUGUAGACGAGGCCAAGACUGAGCACGACAGUCAGGUGAAGCGCGAUCGCGACGAGCUCAGCUCGCUAUCCCAGCAGGUGGAGGUGCAGCUGAACGAGCUGACCAGCAUCCUCAAGAACAAGCCGCAGGCGGAGAUUGUGUUGGAGCUGCCGGAGCCGGAGGAGGAGCCCAGGCCACUGAGACACGCAGCCAACGAGCUAAAGCUCGUGGAGGUGCCCACGCCCAAGACCGAGGCCGAGGAACAGCAGCGGAAGGAGUUUAUCGACUCGCUGCCACAAAUCGAACAGAACGCGGCAGGGGAGACCGAGACGGAUGCCCAACGACUCUCAGCGGACUGCAAAAGGGAGUAUUAUCAGUCGCUGAAGAAGUAUCUGCUGCACAGCAGCCAGGACAAGCCGCCAAUUCCGCUCCAGACCUAUCGCUGGGAGGAUCUUCGACGAGCCAGAGAGCGGGGCGGCUAUCCGUGGACGCAUCUGUACAAGCGUCCCCUGGGACCCGACGAGCAGCCGGAGAUUGUGCUGCUCCUGCGCAAGUCCCAGGAGCUGCGAUUCAAGUCCGAAUCGCCCAAGUCCCUGAAGAAGGUGCGCUACGACGAGCAGGUGCUGGUCAAGGAGACCGAGCGCUAUAUACAGGACCUCUCCGAGGACGAGGCGCUAGCCCACACCUCCGAGGACAGCAGCGAGGAGUCCGACUCGGAGGCCGAGUCCGAGUCAGAGCGCGAGACCCACAACGAGGACGCCCUCAGCGAGUGCAUCUCCUGUGUGUCCGACUCUGUGCUCGCCGUCGGAGGCCACAACAAGCCGCGCAAGACCAGUCGCCUGGCCCACAUCCGCGACAUCAUCCGGCGCAGGCGCAGCGGACGCACCCACGAGGACGCCCAGUCGCUGCCAGGCACCUCUGCCAAUCCCAGCCGGCAGAACAGCCUCCACGAACUAGCCCCGCCGCCGGGAUCUCUUAUCCCGAAUACAGAGAAGCCCCCGAAGAGCUCCAAACCGAAGGCCAAGCAGAGCUUCGACAUCAUGAAGAAGCUGAAGAGUCUGGCCGAGAGGCAGAAGAAGCGCCUGAACAUCAAGCGCAUCACCCUGAAGAAGGACGAGAAGAUCGUCUUGGGCGAGCAGCAGAAGAUCAUGAAGCUGAAGGCCUCGCCCAAGUCGGACCGCGGCGAGAUUCCGCACUUUAUCGAAAAACAGGACUCGGACGACAUCCUCGAGCUGGUCGAGUACGAUGAGUCGCCCUGUCGCAAGCGCAACAAGGAGGAGCUCGAGCAGGAGCAGCGCGAGGAUAUGCCCAGCACCAGUGCGGCAGCAGGGAGUGUCCCCCAGCCGGAUGAGAUCAUUGAGCUGCCCGUGGCAAAGACUGAGACCGAUGCACCCGCUCUGGAGGUCACAGAGCCGCAGGAGGAGAAAAUUGAAGAUGGGACAACUGCGGAUGGCGAUGGCACAGAGUCUCCUCCCAAGAAGACCCCACGACUCCGUCGGGAGCAUGUCUAUGAGGAGAUUGGGCACCAAACACCCGAACUGGUGGAUCAGCAGUCCAUCAUUGAGCUGGACGCCCUCAAAAAGUCGCUGACGCGUCAGGACCAUAUGGCCAUCGAUGACAUUGAGGCCGCCAAGGCAGUACCCCUGGAUCGCAUGGGCAGCAGUGAGGAGGAGCAGGUGGCCUCGGCGGUUGCCGGUUCCGGCAAGUCUGGAGCCCUCCUGGCCCCGCUCUCCUCCAUAGACUCGACCUCGUCGGACGAGGAGCGAGCCCGCCUGGCACAGCUGUCACCCGUGGCCGAGGAGAGCGACAUCGAGCCGAUGGAGGUCGCCGACCUGCGUCCCGCGCUCAAGAAGGAAGCCUCGCCGGCGCCUUCGGACAAGAAGGUGACCUUCUCGCAUGUGGAAGACGAGGCCGAGCCCCAUCGCGAGGACAUCGAGCUGCCCGAAGCCGUGCUAGAGGCAGCCGCCAAUGCGGCCAAAUGGAAGAGCGAGAGUGAUCAUGAAUACGAGCCCGUGGGCGUGUCGCCGGCACACGAAUCCUCGCCAGCGCCAGCGCUAGUGCCAGCGCACGCCCUCUCUGAGCUGCAGGUGCCGAUGGACAUCGACAGCUCGGCAGGAACAACGCCCCGAACCGAAUCUCGCACCGACUACGAAAUACACACCAGCCAGGUGGACUCGAGCGCCCUCGAGGAGCUGCCGCUGCAGCCGGAGAACCGCAAGAAGAGCUUCAUGGCCAGCGCCCAGGACCGCACCAAGAAGAUGCAGGACGGUCUGCGACAGCAGGCGGGAAAGCUGCGCACCAAGCUCCGCAGCAGCCAGCAGGCCAAGCCCAAGCCGAUCUCGGGCAGCCCCAAGGCCAAGGCCAAGGAACGCAGGCGCUUCAAGGCGCCCGAAUUCUCCAAGAUGAAGAUGCCCGAGAUCAAGCGACCCGACAUGUCCAAGUUCAGGGAACUCAAGCGACCGGAAUUCACAAAAUUCAACAAACCGGACAUGUCCAAGUUCAAACUGCCGGAGAAGUUCUCCACGCUGAAGCUGCGACGCAGCAAGAGCUUCAAGGAGAACGAGAGCGAGCUCACGUCCGAGGAGCCACAGGCCACCAGUGCAGAGGCAGGAGGAGGGGUCGAGGCCCCUGCUCAGCCUGCGCCCAAGAAGAAAUUCGAGUUCAACUUUGGCACCUAUCCGCGCGCCUUCCGCAAAAAGAAGCCCACAGAGGAGCCACCACCACCGCCCGCUUUGGAGUCGUCGCUGGGCACAGAGGGUCUGAGCGUGAUCCCCAGCACCGAGACGCAGCCGUCGCAGACCUCCACAAGCUCCCCGCAAGGAGAUCGUGGUCCUGGUCCGGUGCGAUCCCGCUGGGCGGACAAGUUCUCGGAUGUGAGCUACAACGACAGCGAGGGAUCGCGGUACAGGCGCUACGGCAGCGAGCUAGAGAGCUUCGACCGCGAGUCCUCGCUGGAGCGACGCAUGAAGGAGGACCUGGAGGGGACCGAGGACACGGCCAGCGAGGCCCAGCAGCCCCAGACGAUGGGAAUUCUGGGCGUGGUGGCCGACAGCAAACAGUUUGCGGAGUUCGAUGAGGAGAACCGGGCCAUCCACGAGAUCUCCAGCAAGCGGUCGCGCGAGUUCAAGCGGCGCCCGAUGGUGCAUCAGGACUCCGAUUUGCGCUCGGAGGACAGUCGCGAUGCCGAGGGCUGGACCGAGAAGGACAUACAGAAGAACAAGCUGCUGCGCAAGGCGGAGCUAGAGGCGGAGGCUGGCUACCACAAGUACUACGACAGCCACUCCACGGCCAGUUCAGGCAAGAAGGUGGUAAUGGAGCCCAUCGACGACGACGAGUUCUUCCUGCGCAAGCGCGGCAUCUCCGAGGAUAACAUCCAGCUGCGGCAGUACAUAAGCGCCGCCAUUCGCGAGGGUUACGACACGCCCAAUGCCCUCCAGCAUGUAGGCUACUCCGCAGAUCCUGUCCCCGGCGAGUACGGAGACUUCGAGGCACCGCCGGCAAAGCCCCGGCGCCUGCAUCGCAACUAUAGGCCGGACAUUGACGACUCGCAGGAGUUCCAGCGCAGCGACUACGGCGACGAUCUGUCCAUGUCCCAGAAUGGCAGUGACUUCACCCCUAAGAGACCUCUGCGCAAGGCUCGCAGCCGCAGCCACAGCAAGCUAUCAGUGGACGGCAGCCAGGACAUGCACAUGGCUGAUGGGGGCAGCAGCAUCCAGUACUUUGACGACGAUGAGGAGUACCUCAGGCCACCGAUGCGGGAUCAGCAGAUCACCGAAUUGGAGAAGGAAGCAGCGGCGAUGGAGAAGGCAGGACCACAGGCCCUACCGCUGGCCCCGAGGCGCCACAAGAAACGCACACGCGAUGAUGCAUCCGUUGAGAAGGAUGCGGACUCGUUCUUUAAUGGCUUUGGUGGUAGAUCAGUAUCGAAUACCUUUUUGCAGCCACACGAAGAUGUAAUUGUUUAUCGCACUGAGCACGAAUAUCGUCACAUACCGCUAGCCACGCCCGACAACUUCACGGAUGGCGCGUCCGUGCGUACACCCCGUUCCGAGGACGACAGGACAUCGCGCGGUGCCGACUCCCUGGUCCUGGACAUGAAGACAAAGCCCGAAAUGGGGGAGGACAACGAGGAAGGAGUAUCCAGAACCAAGAGCGACGAGAGGUUCGUCAUCGACAUGUUGGAGAGCGACGGCUAUGCGGUGGUGCGCAAGGAGCCCCUGCCCAAGCCCACGCCCCCGGCGCGCAGGAAGAAGUUCACCCGAUCGCCCGGCGAGCGAUUCGCGACGCUACCCAGCAUCCGCGGCUCACGCGGAUCCCCACCACCGGCCCGGCCACCGCCGCCACAGCAGUAUAUACCCAUGGAGGACUCGCCGCUGGUGCCACGCCGCAGAUCGGCGGCCAGUCUGGACGAGAUCCCCCAGAUGAUGAUCAAGUCGAACUACGAGACCCAGCCGCAGAAGCAGCAGCAGCCCGAGAAGCAACAGGCACAGCAGCAGCAGCAGGAGGAGGAGGAUGACUACGAGGAGCCUGGAGCCCUAGAGCGUCCCGAGUCCCCACGCUCCAAUCUCCAGUCUGGCGAGGUCAUCAACAAAAUGAAGUUCCGACCACUGCCGGCGCCACCGCGUCCACCGCGCGAGAAGCGCUCCACGCGUGCUGGCAGCAAUGCCCUCGACAGCUACGAGGACAGCGAACAGGUGGCCAGUUCCAUCCAAGCGGACAGCUACGACCAGGGGGAGUUCGAGGUGGAAGUGUCCACACAGACGGACCCGCUGCCCGACGACUUUGUGUGCGAGGAGUUCGAGAUCACCGAGGACAUGAAGAUCAUUGAGCCUCGACGAGCCAACGCCCAGGGAUCCGACGGAUCGGCCAGCAAGACCCUCGAGGAUCUGCUGCGUAGCGUCGAGACGCAGGAGCCCCAGGACGAGGUGGACGGCGUCCGUGUGCUAACAGAGGACGAGCAGUUGGCCAAGGGCCUGCAGCGCUUCAGGGAUGCAAAUCAACGGAGCAUGUCGGAGCGCUCUCGGGCCUCCUCUCAGGCGGACCGUUCCAAGUCUCUGAGUCGUCCCCAGACGCCGUCCUCGGCGGUGGUUAUCGAGCGACGCGUCCCCACGCCCAGUCUGGUGGCUGGCGAGGAGCAGGAUGCCACUGUCCAAGCCUCGCUGAUAGUGCGACCCAUCAGUGCCGCCGAUCUGGCGGAUGACGAGCUUCGGCGCGAGGAGGAGGAGCUGCGGCGGGAGGGUCUGCUCUCGGACAGCUCGGUACAGAGCAAAUCCGAUGUGGAGGAAGAGGAGCACGGAGAGGUGGCCUUGAGCGACUAUGCGGCCAGUUCAGCGGAUCUGGAUGCGGCGGUGGAGCAGCUGCAGCAGGCCCAGCUGGAAAGCGACUACGAGAGCCGGCUGGAGGACGACGAGGUAGAGCGUACCCUUAGGGACAGUGAGUACGAGGAGGAAGAGGAUGCCGGAGAGAAGUACUCGGAUCAGUAUGACGAGGAGGAGGAGGAAGAUGAAGAAGCACGGCUGGUGAGGGAGCUCAGGGAGCAGGAACUGGACGAGGCCCUCGAAAAGGAGCUGCAAGAGGCCAUGGAAAAGGAGCUGUCCGACUACAGGCAAAAGGAGAAGGGCACGCUGUCGGAUGAAGAGGAACACGCUCCCUCCGAGAUCGAGUACCGACACUCUGAAGAUGAGGAGAAACCACAAUCUGAGACAGAAACCAUUGCCGUGGAGAUACCCAUCCGGAAGACCACCGCCAGCGAACCCACCGAGGCCGAAGUUACGCCCAAAUUUGUGGCCACUCUGCCCACCGAACCCGCUUACGGCCACGACGAGCUGGAUGUCGAGGAGCCGGAAGAUAUGCCCCUGCCACCGCCACGUCGCAAGUCAACCACAGCCAUCGAGCCCCCCACCGUAGCAGCAGCAGCCACCACUCUGACGAUUGCCGAGCAAUCAGCCCGCGAGCUCACGCCAAUCCAGUCCCUGCAAUCCCCGCCAGAGCCGCAGGUUCCCACUCGCCUGGCCGAGCUGGAGGUGGAGCGACUUCGUGUCCAUGCCCUGCAAGCGGGGCAGAUCCAAGUCUCGCAGCUGCACGGCAGCCACAUCAAAGCAGACGAUCUGGAGUGCAAGUCCGGGCAACUGGUGGUCCAAAACAUUGAACUACCGCCGGGCUUCAUCGACGACAUAGUGGAGCGCGUGCGGGAGCAGCGACCCUCGCUACUUACCACCGAGACGCAGACUAGCCGCCAGGCCAGCAGCGAGCCGGCCACCUCGGAUGUGGAGCAGCCCGUGAAGCCGCCGCGCCAGAGCAAGGCCACCGAGCAGUCGCCUCCGAACUUAGACGAACAGACCCAGACAGAAGCCGGGUUGAUGCCACUGCCACCGCCACCAGCGGCAUAUCCCAGUGUGGAGUACUUGCAGUCCCUGGCACCGUUGGCCUUCUAUAAUCUCCAGCGCAGCGCUGAGGCCGAGCAGGCCGAGGCUGCAGCGCCAGAGCGCAAGGCGCCGCACAAGUGCCGGCGUCGCCAUGUCCAAGAGCAGGCCGAUGCCGAGUCGGGCUCUGAGCUAGAAGAUCAGCUGGUGGAAAGACCACGCUCACGCUCCUCGCGCCGCUCGCGCACCAGGAGCGCCACUCAGCCAGUAGAGGAGUACGACGAGGAUCAGCCCCGGACAGUGGUUCAGGCGGGACGGCAGUUCAUAUCCGCCUGCAGCCUGGAGCUGGUGAACAUCAUCAACCAGCUAACCCACUAUGUGCGCGGAGAGGCCAUGGAGCCGCAGCAGCAGCAACAGUCGAGGAACAUAUCCGCCCUCAUGGUGCUCUUCAUUCUGAUCACGUUCGGAGUGCUCGUCUUUCUGCUGACCGGUCGACAGGUGCACACACAUCACUGGGACUACUUCAAUCCACCCGGGAACGAGGGCAGGCAGACGUGAGAGCAGUGGAGAUCGAUAUCCCAUUAACCGUGGGCUUGUCACGAACACUAUCCUUGGGGGGAGUGGGGCGGGUUUGCAUUUUGCAUUUUGGAGCAGAGAAUUUUUGCUAAAUGGGUGAAAACAAACGAAUUUAAACGCGGCCAAGAGCCCGCUCGAAACUAGAAGGCCUUAAUGAUAUACAUACUAACAAAAAGAGAACUAGCAACUACUUUAGGAGAGGUGCGAUGAUGGCGAGGGGCGUUGCCCCCGUGCUACUACUAGUCACAGAACAAUCGAAACCCGGAAUCCCAGUUCAACAGACACUGACGGCACAUGCCCGUGCUAUACCAUAAACCAUGAAUCUUGUACUAACUAUAAAGAGAACUACUAUCUAUAAAGGGAAUAAUUUUUCAUCAUUGUCUACCAGUGCAGCAGAACAGAACAACAGAACAACAAGAACCAGAACCAGAACCAGCAGAAGCAACGAUUAUGUAUUAAUUAUGUACUUAACACACAUGCUAUGUAUGUACAUAGACUAUUUUUUUUGGUGGCUGCCUUAUGAUAUGGUGGGGCGGCGGCAGCAGCCCUAAACGCAAGGAAAUAAUUGGAAGAGAACUAAUCUAAUAACAAUGUUUUUUUUUUCUACCAGCGGCAGGGCGAUGGAGCGAAAGAGAUUCAAUUGUUGGAUUCAAAUUGUUGUUUAAUCUAGACCAAAGUGUAGGAAUUAAUAUAUAUAAAACAAAAAAAAAUUAUUUUUUUCAUUGAAUAUCACUUAAAAGUUAUAAUUUGAAAUGCGAAUACUUUGCCGAGGAGGAGAGCAGAGAAGAGGAGAGAACGUAUAUACUUAAAUAUAUAGAAGCGUAUUUUCAAUAAAGCAAAAUGAUAUACACAUAA